AUGGCUGAACUCAGAGCUGAAGACCAAGCCUCCUUCCACAACUUCCUCCGCAUGCCACCAGAGAUGUUUAAUGAACUGAGACAGAGAGUUGGACCCAGGAUCACCAAGAAGGACACUCGCUUUAGACCGGCCCUCGACCCUGGUAUGAAGUUGGCCCUGACUUUGCGACACCUUGCCUCUUGUGACAGCUAUGCCUCGCAGAAGUUUGGCUGGAGAGUACCUCACAACACACAGUCACUGGUGGUCAGAGAGGUUUGCCAUGCCAUACUGGACGAGUACCUGGAUGAGAUGCUGACCUGCCCCAUUACGCCAGAAGAUGGUUCCUUGUACUACAACUACAAGGGGUUCUAUUCCAUCGUGUUGCUGGUCCUUGUAGAUGCUUACUACAAGUUCCUGUGGGCAGGUCUUGGAGGCAUGGGAUCAGCAUCCGAUUCCCAGAUCUACAACUCCAGUGAGCUGAAGAAGAUCUGCUUGGGUUUCCACAGCAUACACCUCUCCCACAAGACACUAGAGAUGUUCCAUACCUCUUCAUUGGAGAUGACGCCUUUGCCCUGA
Ostrea edulis (European flat oyster) is the source of this 555-nucleotide messenger RNA. RefSeq lists its product as uncharacterized. NCBI's taxonomy places the organism in Eukaryota, Metazoa, Mollusca, Bivalvia, Ostreida, Ostreidae. The transcript has 2 exons. Bases 1 to 555 code for a protein of 184 amino acids. The record is from RefSeq and is a predicted model, not a curated record.